This is a messenger RNA of Trypanosoma cruzi, 819 nucleotides long. RefSeq names its product DNA topoisomerase type IB small subunit, putative. The record is from RefSeq and is a predicted model, not a curated record. Bases 1 to 819 code for a protein of 272 amino acids. Gene Ontology annotation, molecular function: DNA topoisomerase type I (single strand cut, ATP-independent) activity; DNA binding. The transcript has a single exon. Lineage: Eukaryota; Euglenozoa; Kinetoplastea; Trypanosomatida; Trypanosomatidae. Gene Ontology annotation, biological process: DNA topological change; chromosome segregation; DNA replication. Gene Ontology annotation, cellular component: chromosome; nucleolus.
AUGAGGAAAAAAGAAAGAAGUGAAAUGACUGAAGUGACGCCGCUGAAAGUCCCACUCGCUACGGGGGCUCCAACGCCGCCGGCUUCCUAUCCUCCUACAAAGGUGCCGGUAAAAAUGCCUUACGUGUUGCCCAAGCCACCGUUUGCACCGGUGGUGCCAAUGAGGCCACCCGCACCGAGGCUCAAAAGAGACGGCGAUGAUGGUGACUUGGCGGUCCCAGGAAUUGCAGACGCCUCCAAGAGGUCCCGGGUGGAGGAUCGCGAACGGCGGGGCCGAGCGAUGUCGGAAAGCAGCAACAGCGAGAGCAGCAGCAACAGUGAUAGUGAUGAUGGCAGCGACAGCGACAGUCACAGUAGCAGCAGUGGAAGCAGUGGGGAUGGUGAAAGUUUUUCUUCGUCUACAGAAGGUUCCGGCAGCGACGAAACGCGUUCUGGUGAUGAACUCACUCUGUUUGAGAUUGCGAAGGCAAGGGGUCUUGUCGAUGAACGCGUCGAUAAUAAUAAUAAUAAUAAUGAGGAGGAGGAGGAAGUGGCACCUGUUGGGCCGCCACCGCGUCCGCCAAUUGUGCGCUCCUUUCCAAAUAAUGUGGAUUUGGCUCUGCAGCGCUACGAAGAGCGCCUAAAUCGUGAGGAGAACAUGAUUCGCAUUAAGGAUGACAAUAAGGCUGUCUCUCUAGGCACCAGCAAGGUCAACUACAUCGACCCCCGCAUCGUGUGUUCAUGGGCAAAAGAAUACAACGUACCCAUAGGGAAAAUAUUUUCCGCAACGCUUCAAAAAAAAUUCCCGUGGGCGAUGGGGGCGGAGAAUUUUUCCUUUUGA